Molecule: messenger RNA, 2682 nt
Organism: Pestalotiopsis fici W106-1
Lineage: Eukaryota; Fungi; Ascomycota; Sordariomycetes; Amphisphaeriales; Sporocadaceae
Exons: 2
Coding region: 1-2682 (893 amino acids)
Biological process (GO): regulation of Rab protein signal transduction
Cellular component (GO): cytoplasmic vesicle
Source: RefSeq, a predicted model, not a curated record
AUGGCGCCUUCUCUGCACGCACAUUCCUCCUUCACCCGGCCGCGCACCAGCGAUCGGGAUGGCCGGCCGAGCACUCGUGAUCAGGAUAACAGCUUGAUCAUCCCGAGCAGGACCUCUUCUCUGCAUUCCCGUAUCACCCAGCCGAUCCCCUCCCAGCUCCAAUCCAAGCCUCAGCAAAGGACGCCCAAGACCUUGACCCAUGCGUACAUGGUCUGCGGUGUUGGACGUGAGCCGUCACAAUGGGUUAAGGCUCCUACUCCCGCCCAGGGAAAGAUUGGGCACAUGAAGGGCGCUGUUGGUCAAUUUUGGCUUCCCGAGAUUCUUGGUAGCAGCCCAAGGCUGGAGCAGGAUAACGAGAUCGCUCGUUCCCUCCAUGCUGCCAUGCGCGCCUGUUUCCCUCACGAUGUCGAGAUCUGCACCGGUCGCAGCCAACCCCACUGCGUGCACCACGCAUUUGUUCUUCAGCAGGACUCAUCGCACACGCUCUACGGUAUUUGUCUGCGUGUUUGGUCCCGAGCCGACGAGAAGAGGGCCGAAACGAUCCGAGAUCUGAGGAAGCGAACCGAGCCCGAUUUUUACGACAACACGGACGAGACCUACUGGAUUCCUUACUGUCUCUCAUUUCUCUCGAGAUAUCCUCUUUACAAUCUUCUAGGAGAUUACCUGCGCGGCAUGUGGAUUCACUGGAACAAAGCCACGAACCUCUUCCACGCCGAGGAAGUCUCGAGGAUUCUCAGUUUCCCCGCUCCUCGCCUGAACGAUCUGGUCCGAAUCGACAUGAAGGACUACGCCCUUUGCUACCAAUUCCCUUCCUCGCCAACUGGCUUCCAAAACUUUGCCAUGUGGCCGCUUUGGGCUUGCUUGUCCAUUCCUAACAUUGUCGGUGUCAUUGAAGCCGCCAUCUCUCCUACGCGACGCAUCAUCUUUGUCAGUCACUACCCGGCCAUGCUUACGAUGGCGGCCGAGACUGUUCGCUUCUGCGUCAGAGUGUACGAGUGGAGUGGUCUCUAUGUUCCUGUCGUGCAUGCCAGACACGCUACUGAGCUCGUCCAGGAGCCCGGUCCUUACAUUCUGGGUAUUACUGCAGAGUGUAGAUCCCUUUUCACAGCUCCUUCUGAUGCUCUUGUCGUGGACUUGGACCGCAACUUUGUCCUGACCUCCAGCCCGCCGACUGCUCUGAGCCCCAGCCAGCGCAAUAAGUUUGUGACUCGCUUGACUCAGGCCCUCAAUGGCGAUGUUGCCCCGUCCGGUGUUCCUACACAUCUCCGCUCGGCCUAUGGUGGUGGCAAGCUAGUCCCGGCCGGCCAGAUCAUUGUCAUGCGCGGAGAAGUCGAGUCUGUCCAGGACCCCGAGUGGUGGAACCAGGAUGCCAUCAUGUCUGUAAUGGACCACGUUUGCGAGAAGUUGGGCCGCAACACCGGCCUGAAGGCCGUUUUCGGUGGAUCAGUCAAGAAGCCCUUGAUGACCAAGGUGUCUAUGAGACACUUGAACGAAAUCGUUCGGGAGCGCAACCAGUACUCUCGUGACGCCAUGGAAGCUUGGCAGGAUUUCAUCAACCUGAAGGGCCGUAUGGAGACAGAGCUUGCCAAGGUCACCAAGCGUAACAACUACCUUGUUGAAGAGCUCGAGAGCUGGAAGACUCAGUUCCUUAAGUUCCAGGCCUUUGCUGAGCAGCUCACCAAGGAAACUCAAGAUCUCAAGAUCAAGAUCGAGAACCACAAGCGUGAGAACCGCCGUCUCGGUGGCCUUAUCGACCAGCAGAAGGAUGACAAUGCCAGACUUUCUGUCCGUCUUUCUGGUACUGAGAAGCAGAGAGACGAUGCUCUUGAGGCCCUGGUUCUCCAGCAAGAGAUUGCUGAAGAGCUCGAGAGAGAGCGCAAGCGCAACAAGAAGGAAUUGGCCGCCCUCCAGGCUACCAACUCGACCAUCAUGCGCCAGCGCGAUGAGGCCAGACGCGUCGUAUUGCACCUGCGCAGCUUGAUUGGCGGUCAAUCCCACCACAUGGAGCACCUCGUACACUCCUUGACCAAGCCCGAAGACUUGAGCGAGGAGAUUGAGGCUGGAUUUGACGAGGAGAAUGCCGAGGAGAACAACAACAGCGUUUCCGCUGCCGAUGAGCGACUUGGCCAGACCCUGACCCGCGCCUCUGACGCCAACAAGCGCCUGUCCUUCCUUGAUGUGUCCGACCGUCACCUCAAGGACAAGACGGAUGCUAUUGCCCACAUCAUCCGCAACAUUGCUGAGCAAUGCCAGGCUGCCGUGGAGAGCCUGCAAUUGGCACACGAUGCCGAUAUUGAGCCCCGCACCAACUCGCGUCGGGCUAGCAACAUGUCCAUCGCCCACAGCGAGGACCAGUCCACCAUCUCUUCAGAAAUGGGUGACGAGCAGCUGCUGCACCCCUCUGGACGCACUUCCAGCAUUCCUCCCACCCCGGAUCUGAUUCCCAACAGAAGCAGCACUGCUCUGUCCAUGGCUUCCACCAUGACGACGCCGGAGCGCAGCAGCCAGCAGUACAUGACCCACAGCGAUAUUCCUACCAAGAUCGUUGAGGAUGACGAGGAAAGCUUGGCUGAGCGCAGCGACAAUGAGACUGUCUCUCACGAGCCCGGUCUGCUGAGCAAGCAUGACUUGAUCCACCGACCAUCCGGUGCCCGUAUCAGUGCCAUUGGCUCUACGCGGUAA